AUGGCGAAGCAAGCCACAAAGUACGAAGCUCUCUGUAUGUUCUCGAACUUCCAGGGCGUUACAGGGUUUAGGGCUUUGUUGGCAAUGGAGGAGUGGUCGUCUUCCCGGGUGAGGAGGACGUUCGUGAAGUAUUUCGAGGAUAGGGAGCACCAGGAGAUAGCAUCCAGCUCGCUCAUCCCCCUGGAUGACCCUACGCUCCUCUUCACAAACUCCGGUGUUGUCCAGUUCAAGCGCCUGUUGCUGGAAAGCGGGAACCACAACGCAAGAAGGACGAUCAUGCGCGCUUGCAACAGCCAGAAGUGCAUUCGCGCUGGUGGCAAGCACAACGAUCUCGAGGAUGUUGGCAAGGACACAUACCACCACACCUUUUUCGAGAUGCUGGGGAGCUGGUCCUUUGGGGACUACUUCAAGGAGGAAGCCAUAACCUGGGCAUGGGAGCUUCUCACACAGGUGUAUAAGCUGUCUAAAGAUCGUCUUUUCGCGACUUACUUUGGUGGGGAUGAUAGCCUUGGCCUUUCACGAGAUACUGAAGCCAGAGAUAUCUGGCUCAAGUUUCUGCCACCACAACGAGUUCUUCCGUUCGGCUGCAAGGAUAACUUCUGGGAGAUGGGAGAGACCGGCCCCUGCGGCCCCUGCAGCGAGAUCCAUUACGACAGGCUUGGUGGGCGCGACGGGUCUGCGUAUGUCAACAUGGACGAUCCAACCUGCAUCGAGCUCUGGAAUCUUGUGUUUAUGCAGUUUAACAGAGAGACGGACGGUAAGCUCACUCCUUUGUCCACCCGAAACGUUGACACCGGCAUGGGCCUGGAGCGCCUCGUGUCCGUCUUGCAAAAUAAGUCGAGUAACUACGACACAGAUUUGUUUGCUCCGAUCUUCGAUGCCAUUCAAAAGGCUACUAGUGCUGGGCCUUAUUUAGGAAGAAUGGGAGAUGACGACGUUGAUUUAGUGGACACGGCCUACCGUGUCCUAGCGGACCAUGCGCGGACGCUAACCUUCGCCAUUACUGACGGCUGCCGACCAGGCAGUGAGGGAGCGGGAUACGUACUCCGACGGAUCCUUAGACGAGCCGUGCGAUAUGGUGUGGAUAUUAUGAAGGCUAAGCAUGGAUUCUUCAACGGCCUGGUGGAUGUUGUUGUAACAACCAUGGGUGAAGCAUACCCAGCGCUGAACGGGGCAAAGGACACGGUCAAGAAAAUAAUUGCUGAGGAGGAAGCGAGCUUCACCAAGACUUUAACAAAGGGGGUUGAGAGGUUCCACAAGGCCGCCGCUGAAGUGAAGGAUUGCCUGUUAAGCGGGCAAGUUGCGUUUCUACUUUGGGAUACGUAUGGCUUUCCUCUCGAUCUCACUCAGCUAAUGGCUCGGGAGCAGUAUGGCUUUCAAGUGGACGAGAACGGUUUUAAUCGAGCACUGGAAGAUGCAAAGCGCAAAUCCCGUGAUGCUCGUAGCAAAGCGCGAGGCGUGGACAUGUCUCUGGAAGCGGCUCAAAUAUCACAGCUUAGAACCAGCGGCGUCGCUCCAACUAGCGACAGCAACAAAUACGUCUAUCAACAAGACCACGAAACUAGAGUUGCAGCAAUAUUCGGCUGUAACAGCUUCACAGACACUUUUAACGCCAGCGUGGAUGACAACUCCAUCGUGGGGCUAGUGCUUGAAUCAACCAGCUUUUAUUCCGAGCAAGGAGGUCAGAUGCACGAUAUAGGCACAAUAGAGGCUUGCGGCUUCCUUCUACAGGUGACAGACGUCAGGUGCUUUGGAGGAUACGUUCUGCAUGUAGGAAUACCGAAAGGAAGUGUUUCCGUUGGAGACGUGGUCGUUGCGAAGGUGGAAUACGCAAAUCGUUCAAAGCUCGCCGCAAACCACACUGGUACUCACUUGUUGAGCUCGGCAUUGAGGAAAGUUCUCGGAGACCAUGUUGAGCAGACAAGCUCUUUGGUUGCACCGGACAAGCUGAGAUUUGGUUUCAGACAUGGUGCAAAACUGGAGCUCCGAGAGAUUGAGGAGGUAGAGAGACUUGUUGUGAACCAGAUUCGGAGGGAGCUUCAAGUUUAUACCAAAGAAGUGAGUCUUGAGGAGGCGAAUCGGAUUAAAGGCUUACGUACUGUGCCUGGAGAGAUGUAUCCCGACCCGGUGCGUGUGGUUUCAGUCGGGUUGGCUGUGGAAAACCAGCUCACAGCUCCUUUUCCGGAACCAUUUUCCACAGAAUUGUGUGGAGGCACACAUUUAAGUAACACCAGGGAAGCUGGUGAGUUCACCAUUGUGACAGAGGAAAGCACUUCCAACGGGGCUAGACAGGCUGUGGCUCUCACUGGAGCACUCGCAAAACUCGCGAUUGCCCGUGGAGAAGAGUUCGCUUGUCGAGUGUCUAACGCGUUGAAACUGACAAGCUCAGAACAACUGGAGAAGGAAAUGGUGACUUUGAAGCCGUCACUGGACGCAGCACAGAUUCCACUAACCCGCAAGCUCAUCCUUCGCGGAGAGCUCGACAAGCUCCAGGAUCGUGUCAAGGAGCUUAACAAGGUGUCAUCGCUCUCCAACCAGACUCGUGCAAUGGAUGAUGCCUUGCGCUGUGCUGAAUCGGCUCUCCAAAGCUGCUGCGUCGUGAGAAGCGACGUCGGGCUCGAUGUCAAAGCCAUUCGCAAGGCAGUCUCGGCGAUCAUGGCCAAGGUACCAGAUAUUGCGAUCAUGCUGUUUAGCGUGGACGUGGCCUCGGGCAAGGCUCUGGUCUACGCGGGAGUCCCUCCAAGCAACAAAAGAAUCGUUGCAGUGGAGUGGCUGAGAAAAGCUCUGGAGCCACUGGAAGGCAAAGGGGGUGGCAACAGCGAAACCGCACAAGGCCAGGCUGGCAGCAAGAUUGAGUUUUGCAGCAACAAGGAUGCGCGAUACGGCUUUCUGUCCAACUUCUACAGAUCUCCCAUCGCGCUCGACGGCAAGCUCAUGCUAAUCUUCCCAUAA
This is a messenger RNA of Selaginella moellendorffii, 2952 nucleotides long. RefSeq names its product alanine--tRNA ligase. Gene Ontology annotation, biological process: tRNA modification; alanyl-tRNA aminoacylation. Gene Ontology annotation, cellular component: mitochondrion; chloroplast; cytoplasm. The transcript is spliced from 23 exons. NCBI's taxonomy places the organism in Eukaryota, Viridiplantae, Streptophyta, Lycopodiopsida, Selaginellales, Selaginellaceae. Gene Ontology annotation, molecular function: nucleic acid binding; alanine-tRNA ligase activity; amino acid binding. The coding region runs from base 1 to 2952 and encodes 983 amino acids. The record is from RefSeq and is a predicted model, not a curated record.